UAUACUGUGUAAAUUUCUACCGAAAAGGCUUCUGUGUGACACAGUAUAUUGGCUCUUCGUCCUGCUCAGCCCGCGAUGUUCGCUGGCGAUAAUCUCUCUCUACAUGCACAUAUAUUGCCAUCGCAUUGUUGCUGUUCUGUGAGGUUUAAUAAAUUAAGGCAUCAUUGGGGCUUAUAUGUAUGAAACAUCUAUUGGUUUUCGAUUGCUAAGAGUAUUGAUAAGAGAGUAGUUCGUUUCUUAAUGCCGCCAUUUAUGUCGACUUCGAAGGCCCUUGGGCGGCUUGUUUCGCACCGGAAUUGUAUCAAACAGUUGGCGAGGUAUUCCAAGAAUAAUGGGUAUUUGGGAAAUUAUGCUCAGUUUCGAUGCUUGAGCAGCAUUGCAGGUAUGGAGCCGUUGCCGAUCAAUAAGCUCAUUGGUGCUUAUAAGGAUAGUGAUUUUGCUUUUGGAAGCAUUUGUAAUCGGAGUGUUGUUCAGAGGAGGAGUUUUCUUGGUGUUGGUGAUGGAGAAGAGGGCAAUGUUUUAUCCAAAGUUUACGAGGAGAGGCGCGUUUUGGGGUAUUCUCCUGAGCAGCUGUUUGCCGUUGUUGCUGCUGUUGACUUGUAUGAAGGUUUUCUCCCCUGGUGUCAACGAUCAGAGAUUGUUCGACGCCACCCAGAUGGAUCAUUUGAUGCUGAGCUGGAGAUUGGUUUCAAAUUUCUUGUUGAAAGUUAUGUUUCCCAUGUGGAAUUAAAAAAACCAAAAUCGGUAAAGACAACUGUAUCAGAUAGUAACCUUUUUGACCAUUUGAUAAACGUUUGGGAAUUCAAUCCGGGGCCUGUUCCAGGAACUUGCAGCCUUUAUUUCUUGGUGGAUUUCAAGUUCCAGUCACCACUUUAUCGACAGAUGGCUUCAGUGUUCUUCAAGGAGGUGGUCUCUCGGCUUGUUAGUUCAUUCAAUGAUCGUUGUCGUGUGAUAUAUGGACCAGGGGUUCGAAUCCUUGAAAACACAUACGGCCAAGGAUUGUGAAAGUGUUCGGCUUAUUUGAUGAUGAUACCCUUGUAAACUCAAAUGCCAAUUUAUAUCCUCUGUGCACUUCACACAAAUUUCAAAUCAACGGAAUCUAAUUCAUUUCUCAUCAUGUCCGCUAGAUUCUUGUUCUGUGUGCUGGCCAGUGCCCAUUGCUCAUUCAUUUUUGCCGGGUGCUGUGCGAAGGUUCGCUUUUAUGACCUGCUUGCUAACCGUUCUCGGUUCUGUUUAUCAUUUAAAGCUUAAAUGCAAGUAGUGUUUAUGUUAUGUUGUUUAUCAAUAA
This is a messenger RNA of Cornus florida, 1288 nucleotides long. RefSeq lists its product as uncharacterized. The transcript is spliced from 5 exons. Gene Ontology annotation, molecular function: ubiquinone binding. Gene Ontology annotation, biological process: ubiquinone biosynthetic process; cellular respiration. Bases 241 to 1005 code for a protein of 254 amino acids. Lineage: Eukaryota; Viridiplantae; Streptophyta; Magnoliopsida; Cornales; Cornaceae. The record is from RefSeq and is a predicted model, not a curated record.